AUGUCUGAUCCCUAUCCUUCUCCUACUUCAAAACCUAGAGGAAGAGGAAGAGGUCGUGGACGAGGAAGCUCUAGUUAUGAUGGUGGUCGUGGACGAGGAAACACAAGUUACAGAGGAAAUACUGGAAGACCAUCAUUCCGAUCCAGAGGAGGAACCCGAGGUAGGGGCGGAAAAAACGUUCAUCAAGGUGAUAAUUUAUCGUCAUUCUCUGGAACUCAUCAAGGAAAUCGUCCAGACAGAGGAAGAGGAGGAAAAUCAAAAUUUGGUGGUGAUGGACAGAGACCAGCCCAUUCACCAUUGGAUGAUAUCAUUGAUACUUAUCUAACGGAGAAUUACAAAAAAACAAUAGAUACCGGUGAAACGAUGCUAGAACUCACCAAUAUUGCAGGAUCACAAUAUUUGAUUGGUAAUGUUCGUAAUUUUGAUCCAACUAGGAUAUACCGUAAACUGUGUGAACGUAUUGUGCAAACACUUCCGGAAGUCAAUCUGCUGGAUUUGCGAAAUAAUAAUUUGGACUCUUUGCAAAACUUUUCCAAGUUGACUGAAUUACAACAUUUAACUGGUAUAUGCCUAUCAAACAACAAUUUUAGUACUGUAGCUGAUCUUCAACCUCUGGCAGGCUUACAAUCUUUGAAGCAGCUUUAUUUAAAUGGAAACAAAUGCUAUUCCGAAGGCCCAAGUGAGCAAGAUGUCAUCACACUAUUGCAAUAUUUUCCUUGCCUCGAUGUGAUUGAUGGUGUAUUAAUUCCCGACACUUUUAAGCGUAGAGGAAGUAUUAUACCCCCUAUUAAUAUCGAAAAUGUAUAUUUGGAAAUUAACCGUGAUGUAGUCGAAAAUUUUGUUGUACUAUUUUUCGGUAGCCUCGAUGAUAACAAACAGGCCCUGAGUACACUAUUUGAUGAAGAGGGAUCUGUUAGCCUUUCAAUUGGAGACAACAUGUUAUUGGAACCUCAAUAUGCCCCGCUUCAUGAGAAAAAACGUAAUCUACAACCAAGCAACCAGGCAAUAGAUCCUCAACAUUUAAUCAGCACGGUUUUUAAGACAAAAAUUGCAAGAGAUAGUGCAUUCAAACUUUUUCCAAAAUCCAAGCACAAUGUAGAUAAGCGAUACUUGGUUGUCGAUUGUAAUGUUAUAAGUCCUCAAAAUCAAACUGUGGUAUCCCAUUGGAUGCUGACGGUUCAUGGACAUGGCACUCAUUUCAAGCCACAAGGAAUCAAAGAUUCCUUCUCUUUUACUGCAACCUUCAUUCUUAAGCAAGAAACUGAUCGUUUACUGAUCACUAAUUUGAUUUAUCAAAUAAGACCCUAUGCUGGAACAAGUCGAGAUGCAUUUGUGGAUGUUUGUCAACAGGUUAUUUAUACGAAUCAAUUAGAUCUUGCAAAACAAGCGAAAUUAAGAGAAUAUGUCUAUCGCACAAGGCUUAAACCUGAAGUUGUAUUUAAUCUCUUUAAUCUACCAGAAGUUGCAUGGACACCAAGCAAGUUCGAGCCUAUUUUUGAAAAUUACAAAAAGAAUGGAACGAUCAACGAUUCUCACAUGUUGUAG
Messenger RNA from Naegleria fowleri, 1545 nucleotides. RefSeq lists its product as uncharacterized. Gene Ontology annotation, biological process: poly(A)+ mRNA export from nucleus. NCBI's taxonomy places the organism in Eukaryota, Heterolobosea, Eutetramitea, Acrasida, Naegleriidae. The transcript has a single exon. Gene Ontology annotation, cellular component: nucleus. Bases 1 to 1545 code for a protein of 514 amino acids. The record is from RefSeq and is a predicted model, not a curated record. Gene Ontology annotation, molecular function: protein binding; RNA binding.